This is a messenger RNA of Medicago truncatula (barrel medic), 3145 nucleotides long. Its product is annotated as glutamate receptor 3.6. NCBI's taxonomy places the organism in Eukaryota, Viridiplantae, Streptophyta, Magnoliopsida, Fabales, Fabaceae. Gene Ontology annotation, molecular function: ligand-gated monoatomic ion channel activity. The transcript is spliced from 7 exons. Bases 1 to 3009 code for a protein of 1002 amino acids. Gene Ontology annotation, cellular component: membrane. The record is from RefSeq and is a predicted model, not a curated record.
AUGACUAUUCAGACAAGACAGUACGACAUUGUGUUUGUGGAAUGGCGACUUCUACCCCAGCUUUUGACCAUUGGGUCUUACCCCAGCAGUGGCUUGAUUGCAUCUCCAGUGACUUUAUCCCCAAUGAAAGUUUCGAGCGUUCGCACAGUGAUGCCGGACUAUUCUCCUUGUGGACAUGCCCAAUCUGAACAACACAACAUGAAUAAAGUUUGGCUUCUUGUACUAAUGAUGUUCUACAAUAGCCUUCCUAUAAAAACAAUCAGCAAUGUUUCUGCAAGACCAAGUACUAUCAAUAUUGGUGCAAUUUUAUCUUUCAAUUCAACCAUUGGAAGAGUGGCUAAAGUUGCCAUAGAAGCAGCAGUGGAUGAUAUAAAUUCCAAUCCAAAGGUUCUCAGUGGAACUAAGCUUAAUAUUUCAAUGCUUGACACUAAAUCUUCCCCUGGAUUUCUAGGAAUCGUUGAUUCAUUACUGUUGAUGGAGAAAGAGACUGUGGCCAUAAUUGGUCCACAGUUUUCAGUGAUGGCUCAUGUGAUUUCACAUAUUGCAAAUGAGAUGCAAGUACCUAUACUAUCAUUUGCAGCAACAGAUCCAACACUAACUUCACUAGAGUUCCCAUAUUUUGUUAGGACAACACAGAGUGAUCUGAAUCAAAUGGCUGCUGUGGCAGACAUUGUUGACCAUUUUCAAUGGAGAGAUGUGAUAGCAAUUUUCAUAGAUGAUGAUCAUGGAAGAAAUGGGAUAGCUGCAUUAGGUGAUAAGCUAGCAGAGAAACAUAGUAAAAUAUCAUAUAAAGCAGCUCUUAGACCUGAUCAACUCACCACUGAUGAAAUAAACAAUGCAUUAUUUAAGGUAGCUUUGAUGGAGUCUAGAGUAAUUGUCCUUCAUGUAACCCUUCAUUUUGGUCUACAAGUACUUCACUUGGCUCAAUCACAUGAAAUGAUGGGAAGUGGUUAUGUAUGGAUAGCCACUGAUUGGCUUUCUACGAUACUAGAUUCCGAUCCUUCGUUGUCCACAUCUGCAACAAUGAAUGACAUGCAAGGUGUUAUCACCUUGAGGAUGUACACACCAGAAUCAAAAAAUAAAAGAAAUUUCACUUCUAGAUGGAACAGAAACCUGAGCCAUAACAUAGGUUCUGAUCAUGACCAUAAUCAUGGGCCUUCUUUUGGUUUAAACAUGUUUGGUUUAUACGCCUAUGACACUGUUUAUGUUCUUGCUUCUGCACUAGAUGCAUUUUUUAACAGUGGAGGAACUUUGUCAUUUUCAAAUGAUUCAAAUCUAAACAUGUUAAGAGGAGACACCCUUCAUUUGGAUAAUAUGAAGGUCUUUGUUAAUGGUAGUAUGUUGCUUCAAAAAAUCUUAGAGGUCAACAUAACUGGUUUAACAGGCAAUAUUAUGUUUGAUUCAAAUGGAAACUUAAUGAAUCCAUCAUAUGAAAUCAUUAAUGUCAUAGGUAGUGGAAUUAGAAGGAUUGGUUUUUGGUCUGAAUCUUAUGGACUCCACACUGGUGUGGAAUCUCCUAAUCAUUCAAAUUUAAGAAAAGGAUUAUAUGGUGUCAUAUGGCCUGGUCAAACAACUCAUACCCCGCGUGGUUGGGUUUUCGCUAGCAAUGGAAGACGCUUGAAAGUUGGUGUGCCGCUUAAAAUUAGUUACCAUGAACUUGUGUCAAGAAUUAAGGGUUCUGAUAUGUUUGCUGGUUAUUGCAUAGAUGUUUUUACUGCUGCAGUUGAAUUAUUGCCUUAUUCAGUUCCAUGCAAAUAUAUUCCAGUUGGUGAUGGUAAAACCAACCCAACUUACACAGACAUUCUCCAUAAGAUGACAGAGGGUGACUUUGAUGCUGUGGUUGGGGACAUUACAAUUACCACAAACAGAACUAAGAUAGUGGAUUUUACACAACCAUAUUCUGAGUCAGGGCUAGUUGUUGUGGCACCUAUCAUGAAGUUGAAAGCAAGCCCAUGGGCUUUCCUAAGACCAUUUGCACCAAUGAUGUGGCUUGUCACAGGAGUGUUUUUCUUUGUUGUAGGAUCUGUUGUUUGGAUUGUAGAACGUCGCUUCAAUGAUGACUUUAGAGGCCCGGCUAAAAAGCAAUUUGUAACCAUUCUAUGGUUUAGUUUUUCAACCAUGUUUUCUACACAUAGAGAGAAAACUGUGAGCACACUUGGUCGCUUAUUGCUAAUCAUUUGGCUAUUUGUGGUUAUGAUACUAAACUCUAGUUAUACCUCAAGUCUUACCUCUAUCCUAACGGUGGAGCAGCUAUCUUCCUCAGUUAAGGGACUUGAAAGCUUAGCAACAAGCAAUGAUCGCAUCGGUUACUUAAGAGGCUCAUUCUCUGAAAAUUAUCUGACUCAGGAGCUCAACAUACACAGAUCAAGGCUUGUUCCUUUGAACUCUCCUUCAGAAUAUGAAAAGGCCUUGAAAGAUGGACCAACUAAUGGUGGUGUUGCCGCAAUAGUAGAUGAACGUGCAUACAUGGAAAUCUUCUUAGAAAUGAGAUGUGAAUUUGGUAUCAUUGGUCAAGAAUUCACCAAGAUGGGAUGGGGCUUUGCCUUUCCACGGGAUUCUCCCCUAGCAAUUGACAUGUCAACUGCAAUUCUAAAACUAUCAGAGAAUGGAGGUCUCCAGAGAAUUCAUGACAAAUGGCUGACAAGAAGUUCUUGCAGAUCAGAAGAAGAAAAACAAGGCAUGGACAGACUUGACCUACAAAGUUUUUGGGGCUUAUUUCUUAUAACUGGAAUAGCAUGCUUUGUUUCCCUAUUUUGUUACGUUUUUCAAAUGGCCUACAGCUAUCGGAAGCAUUACUCGAAGAACAAUAACAACAACGUUCAAUUCUCAUCGCGUUCUGCUCGUCUUAGAUCAUUCCUUUCCUUUGUGAAAGAAAAAGAAGAGGAAGACAAAUGCAGUGAAAAUAGAAUAAAAAAGGAAAAGUCGUCUAGCAGACGGGUAGCACAUGAAGAUGGACCGUUGGACUUGGAUGACUCGAAUGUUGGUGUCCAUGUUGAAAAUGAUGCCUAAUAAGUGUUUGUACUAGAUCUUUCACUUUAAUAAUAUUCUACCUAGUGAGUAUCAAUGAGUUGCAAGUCUUCCAAAAAACUUCAUAUUUGUAUGGAGUUCAGAAAGGUAUCAUUGAAUUUGUUAGAGAAGAUAGCUA